AUGGAAUCUCGAUUAGUUGAUGGAAAUGGCGGGAUGGAAGAUUUCGGGGAUGUUGGUUUGGUUAUGUCUGAAGAUCAGAUACAUCGAGAAACAUAUGAAGUGGAACCAAAUGAUGGGUGUAGAUUAAUAGAAAGUUAUUCCGGGAGAGAAUUGGGCAUCUCUUGUCAUGACCUUUCUAUACAGGAACCAUACGAAGGCAUGGAAUUCAUAUCCGAAGAUGCUGCUAAAAUGUUUUACGAUGAAUAUGCCCGACAUGUAGGAUUUGUUAUGCGCGUGAUGUCUUGUCGACGCUCAGAAAGAGAUGGUAGGAUUCUUGCCCGCAGGCUUGGAUGUAAUAAGGAGGGUCAUUGUGUUAGCAUACGAGGGAAACUUGGGCCAGUUCGUAAACCAAGGGCCAGCACAAGAGAAGGUUGUAAGGCAAUGAUUCAUAUCAAGUAUGAUAAGUCCGGAAAAUGGGUGAUAACAAAGUUUGUGAAAGAUCAUAAUCAUCCAUUAGUAGUCUCUCCACGCGAAGCGCGCCAAACAAUGGAUGAGAAGGAUAAGAAAAUUCAGGAACUUACAACAGAGCUUCGGAUGAAAAAACGGUUGUGUACAUAG
This is a messenger RNA of Vicia faba (fava bean), 597 nucleotides long. NCBI's taxonomy places the organism in Eukaryota, Viridiplantae, Streptophyta, Magnoliopsida, Fabales, Fabaceae. The record is from the annotation of a GenBank genome assembly.